Synchytrium microbalum is the source of this 783-nucleotide messenger RNA. RefSeq lists its product as uncharacterized. Bases 1 to 783 code for a protein of 260 amino acids. The transcript has 6 exons. The record is from RefSeq and is a predicted model, not a curated record. Lineage: Eukaryota; Fungi; Chytridiomycota; Chytridiomycetes; Synchytriales; Synchytriaceae.
AUGGAGAAAAUCAAGGUGGACUCGGAGACCAUACACCCAACUCUGACUGAAGCGUUGAAGAUCAACGGCAGACUUGUAAAGUCACUACAACUGACUAUCAAAAGUCAGGAUACUGUUACUCCUACCCUCAAAGCUUGGAAAGACUUGAGCACUGAUUGUACAAGGUUGCAUACUCUGUCUGUUGAAUUUCAAGCUUCCAAGAUCUGGAAUACAACCGUGACAGCCAUAAUCAAAGCCAAUCCCGAGCUUAAGCACAUCUGUCUAUUUGAGAAGGUUGAAAGCAUCAAGGAGCCUUCUGAUGCGCCAUGGUUUAUCUGUGAAUCUCCAUCCCGCCGCUCAGCACUAGCCUCUCUCGUCAACGCGUCGGCAAAAUCCGCAGUCUUCACAUUGAAACUAUCUCCAGCCUACUCGUUUGAACUACGACCUGAAUUCUAUCAACUACCUCUUGCACUCGAAGCUGAAUCAUCUCCCCUCACACUAGAAACAGAAGGAAUGGGAGACAUUAAAAGAGAAUAUCGUUCUUUUUUCGAUAAUGCCACUGCGUUUAAGCAACAACAGCAAGUCGAAUUAUACAUUGAAUGUGAUGGAAACGCAGACUGCAGUUGCCGAAAACCAGAUGCUCCUCUCCCAACAACAGUCGAAGAAGGAGAAGCUGUUGUGGUUGUGGGAGCUGAUGAAGGGAAUGAUCAAGAGCCCGAAGCACUCAAUCCUGUAAUGGAUGAUGCUGAACCUGUCGUUGUUGUCGCAGCAGCAACACAAGCUGUGGGAGUUGUUGCUCAAUGA